This is a messenger RNA of Heterostelium album PN500, 1704 nucleotides long. It is a transcript of the gene gxcR, whose product is annotated as RhoGEF domain-containing protein. The coding region runs from base 1 to 1704 and encodes 567 amino acids. The record is from RefSeq and is a predicted model, not a curated record. Gene Ontology annotation, molecular function: guanyl-nucleotide exchange factor activity. Lineage: Eukaryota; Evosea; Eumycetozoa; Acytosteliales; Acytosteliaceae. The transcript is spliced from 7 exons.
AUGUGUGAAUUAAAGGAAAAUAGUAAUAAGGCAACACAUAUUAAUUUGAGUUUGAUUAGAUCGAUUCAAGACAAAGAACAGCUAUUAAACUAUGCCACAAAUUUGGAUGAGAGAAUGGAAUCUUUGCUGGGAGCUUUAAGUAUUGCAUACUUACAGAGAAAGAAACAUAUUAUAUCUUUAAAAUGUGAGUCAACGAGAAAAGAGAUAUCCAAAGAGAUUUGGAAUACAGAAAGGUAUUAUAAUGCUCAACUUGCGACGGUAAUUGAGUUGUUCUUGCGACCGAUGGUUCAACUGGAGAAGGACAACGAUCAGAACUAUGGAAUUACAGAGACUGACAUUCAUUCGAUAUUCUCACACAUCGAGAGUAUCUACAAUUUGAGUAGUCUACUCUUCGAUCGUUUGGAUCCUGUAGUCAAAAACUGGUCUCCUUCAUCAUCGAUUGGCAAUAUCUUUUUGGAUGUCGGACCAUUCUUCAAAUGCUACAAGCAGUUCUCUGAGAACUACACUCAUUCCAUCGAAACACUGAAUCGCAUCCGACAGAGUACACAGCCCAUUGCCAAUUGGCUGAAGAACAAAGAAAAAGAUCCAAGAUGUCAUUCAUUGGAUUUAUCAUCGUUAUUAAUUGCACCCAUUCAAAGAACACCAAGAUAUAUAUUGCUUUUAGAAGCAUUGUUUAAAGCUACACCUGUAGAUCAUCCAGAUAAAAAGAGAUGUGAAGCAGCUGCGAAUCUAUUGAAAUCUAUAGUUCAAGUGGUAAACGAUGGUAUUCAAGAGGAUAUCAAUAGAAAGAAGUUAAUUCAGUUACAAUCAUUGAUCGAUCAACAUAAUAAAUACUUUGGACCAUUAUCUGUUUCAAAUCUAGUUGAACCACAUAGAAAGUUGAUAAGAGAAGGUAGAUUACAAAAGAAAUCAAUGAGAGAUCAAUCAUUACAAACUAGAAUGGUAUAUCUACUGAAUGACUACUUUGUAACGGUGACACCACUGCCUGCAAUCAACAAGAUCGAUAAAAUCAUACCAUUGGUAACUGCAUCCAUCUUUUGUGAUUCUGAGAGUGUAAGUCCAAUUAAAAGUCAUUUGUUUAUAUGUGAGAAUACCAACGUAAGAUCACAAUGGAUGUUAGAUCUUCAAUCUACAACAUCAAUACUAGUUGACUCAAACCCACAAUUUAAAGUACAAAGAGAUCAAUGGAGUAUCGAACAUAAUGAUGGUAUAUGGAAAGCAGUUACAAAUAUUCCGAUUUCAACACCAGAUCAGAUAAAGAAUGUCUCUAAAUCAAUUGAAUCAAACACCUAUUUACAUGAACCUGUUGUCAAAACACACUCGUAUGCUAUUAAUAAUAAGCAUCAGCAACAUCAACAACAUAUAUUCCUAAGUCACAGUAAUGAUAGUAACAACAAUAUAAAUAAUAAUGAAAGCGAUAACAAUAGAUAUUCAAAGUCAAUGGAAGAUAAAGAAUGGGUAAUGGGUGUAAGACUCAACAAACAACAAUCGUCGUCAUCUUUCUUGGUCAGAUCACUUCCAAACAAUCUUGAAGCAACAGAUUCAGAGGAAUCACCUGAACUCUUAGUAUUUAAAAAUAACCAUAAUAAUAAUAGCAAUGGCAAUGGUAAUGGUGACAAUAGCUUACAAUUCAAUAGGAGUCGUAGAAGAGGUGGUGGAAUACUGAAUGAAGUAGAUAAACAAGCUAUACUUAGAGAAGAAUAA